AACGUCAGACAUACAUGCCCUCUGAAGAAGAUUAAGAAAGGCGAGAUAUAUAUAAUGGAGCCUAUGAAGUUUGUAUGCCUCUUGCUAGUACUUAUUAGCAGUACUACUACUGCACGGCUCUCCUUGGCACAUCCAUCCCAAGUGAAAAGUUUGGUUAACUGUAACAUCGAUGAUCUUCUGUUUUCGUUUUCAAAAGAUACAAAACUAGCCGCGGGUAAAGAAGCUGCCAAUGCUAUUGUUUCAAGUGCAAAGGGUCUUCUGGAAGAUGAAAGCUGGGCUGUAACAGCUUGUACAAACAAGAAGAUAAAGGGAAGGAAAAUGCAGACGAUGGGGCGCAAUAAUAUCGGGACGCAAGAUCAUCAGAAGAAAGAGCAUGCAGGUGCAGUUGCAGGGAGGACGACGUCAAAUAUCCCAAGCUCAAACCAAGUUGCUGGAAAGUACAAAGGUCAUGAAGAAGGUAAGAAUGGCGGCUCAAAUAGUAGUAGUAGUAGUAGUGUAGAACAUGAUGAGCAAAACGUUUAUCGUUCUUCUGAACAGAUUGAUGAUGAGGCAGCUGGUUUUGUAGCUUUCAAUGCUGACUACCAUGAACCAAGACACCACCCACCUAAGAAUAACUGA
This is a messenger RNA of Juglans regia (Persian walnut), 618 nucleotides long. RefSeq lists its product as uncharacterized. The record is from RefSeq and is a predicted model, not a curated record. Lineage: Eukaryota; Viridiplantae; Streptophyta; Magnoliopsida; Fagales; Juglandaceae. Gene Ontology annotation, biological process: cell differentiation; positive regulation of gene expression; regulation of root meristem growth. The coding region runs from base 55 to 618 and encodes 187 amino acids. The transcript has 3 exons. Gene Ontology annotation, molecular function: growth factor activity.